This is a messenger RNA of Ostertagia ostertagi, 2187 nucleotides long. The record is from the annotation of a GenBank genome assembly. Lineage: Eukaryota; Metazoa; Nematoda; Chromadorea; Rhabditida; Trichostrongylidae.
AUGUACGGGACUACUGGAUGGCUCUUCACUAUUCUCGAAAUUAUCGGAGUGUUCAUCAACGUGUAUUGCGUAGUUGUGGUAUACAUGUUUAUGCAACGAUUAGCGGCCACGACGGACGAGUACGAGGGUAAGAAGCCUCAAGUUCCAGCAGAGCUCUUCCAUUUACCGGCAAAUUUAGUUUAUCAACCUGUCCAGCGGAGGAUGCCGGAGGAAAUAAUGAAACAUUCUUAUCCUCCCCAAACAACCCCCAUGUAUCAGAAUUAUCCGCCGUAUUCACCGUCAGGGAUGCCUCAGACUCCUUUACCAAUGCCCUCAUCACCAUAUCCACCAGUUCCUCCAUAUCCAGUGGAUGAUCACGAGUGGUCGCGGCACCUGAUUUGGCCAUGGUUCAUCUGUAUCGUCUCGUCGAUCCUCACUUCGUUGGCCUACUGUAUUAUGUGGUGGGCAGGGGAUGUACGGGACUACUGGAUGGCUCUUACUAUUCUUGAAAUUAUCGGCGUUUUCAUCAACGUGUAUUGCGUAGUUGUGGUAUACAUGUUUAUGCAACGAUUAGCGGCCACGACGGACGAGUACGAGGGUAAGAAGCCUCAAGUGAGGUACAAGGUCAACCGAAACGGAUACACCAGAAAGCCGCUCGACGAUUAUCGCACCAUGUAUCAGAAUUAUCCGCCGUAUUCACCGUCAGGGAUGCCUCAGACUCCUUUACCAAUGCCCUCAUCACCAUAUCCACCAGUUCCUCCAUAUCCAGUGGAUGAUCACGAGGUCUCGGCCUUUCAGAGUGUGUUUGCUCCUGCUAAAUUUCAUAACUCCCGUUUACAAUACUUCAUUUCCACUCUACAGCCAAAUUUCACCUUGUUUGGAGCUCAUCUAAGCGACGAUCAAGAAGCCGUCAUGCCAACAACUCCUCCGAAUCCGAGUCUCCAGAAUCAACCCAUGGUCAUAAAAGGCGACGACGGAGUCGAACACGAUGCUCCGAGUCCGAGUUCACCGAGACAACCGACCGCUGGGAUAGAGCCGAAAAAGUCACACAGUGAUCAUCACAACCGUGACCGGGACGAUCGUCGGCGGCGGAAAGAGCGAAAUGGAGACGAUCACCGUAAACGUCGGCAUGAACGGGACGAGUACGAGAGGAACGGAAGAGACGAUAUCGUCGAACGGACCGGCGAGAGGCGAUCUCGACGACAUGAGCACAGAAAUGGCGAAGCCUCGAGAUUGGAAAGGCCUGAAAAGGAAACUUCUUUCGAUACCGUGCAGACCGAUGCCACAUUCCCACUCUCCGGUGGGAUAUCCAUUCCACAGCACAUCGUCAUCCCCCCAUCGAUGGGUGAGCGAGGUCCUGACGGAAACCCUCUCCCACAAAAGUUUCAAAUCAACUCGGAGAUCACCAUCAACUAUGACGGAUUGAAUCCCACACCUCAAUCCGAUCCUAACGAACCAUAUCGAAGGAGAUAUCCGCGCGUGAGGUAUGAUCGAGAGCCGAAGGCCCGUUUCCCUGAAAAAGAAGAGGAUCCAGUGGCACAUUGGGUGAAGGACCAACAGAAAAUAGGAGCUCAUCCAAACGACGAUCGAGAAGCCGUCAUGCCAACAACUCCUCCGAAUCCGAGUCUCCAGGUUUGUAUAACCAUUCGCGCUGGUGAGUCUCACAGUGAUCAUCACAACCGUGACCGGGACGAUCGUCGGCGGCGGAAAGAGCGAAAUGGAGACGAUCACCGUAAACGUCGGCAUGAACGGGACGACUACGAGAGGAACGGAAGAGACGAUAUCGUCGAACGGACCGGCGAGAGGCGAUCUCGACGACAUGAGCACAGAAAUGGCGAAGCCUCGAGAUUGGAAAGGCCUGAAAAGGAAACUUCUUUCGAUACCGUGCAGGAUCUGAUGCCAAUCCCACUCUCCGGUGGGAUAUCCAUUCCACAGCACAUCGUCAUCCCCCCAUCGAUGGGUGAGCGAGGUCCUGACGGAAACCCUCUCCCACAAAAGUUUCAAAUCAACUCGGAGAUCACCAUCAACUAUGACGGAUUGAAUUCCACACCUAGUCCGAAUCCUAACGGACCAUAUCGCGGAGAUAUCCGGCUGUGGGUGUGCAGUCGAAUGUUUGAAGAUGCCGCCGCCUCCUAUCCGAUCUCUCAUGCUCAGUGUAUGCUGCCAUUUCAGCUCGCUUUCAAUAAUCUUUCGUCAACUCAUCUGUGA